UACUUAGUUUUAAAAUUUCAAAGUCGGUUAGUUCCGCACGUCUGCCGAGAAGACUGUUGUUGUGGUAUCGAUAUUCAGAAGACAUUUUCGAUAGCUUUCCGACUCACAACGCAAACGACAUUAACGGUGAUAUAUCAUUGAGAAGUUGAAACCAUGGCAGAUGAUGAUAGUGAAUGGAGGAAGCUGCCCACAGAUGACAAGUGUGUACACAAAGUAUGGAAGGCACGUGUGGCUGGAUACGAGGAAGCCACCAAACUCUUCAAAACACAGAAGAGCGAGAAAUCUCCAGAGUUCGCCAAAUAUCUAGGUUUGGUGAAAAAGUUUGUGACAGACAACAAUGCAAUCGCCCAGGAAAAAGGCCUGGAUGCUGUGCUAGCUUUUGUAGAGAAUGCCGCUGAUGCAAAGAAGACUGCAGGAGAAGUCAUCCCUGGCAUUGUAACCAAGGUUCUAAAUGCACGACCAAAGACAAAGGAAAAGGGUGUAGAAAUCUGUAUGAUGUACAUAGAGAUAGAGAGACAAGACAUAGUCCAGGAAGAGAUCAUGAAGGGUUUUACCAACAAACAACCCAAGGUGGUAGCAGCCUGCAUACAAGUUCUUACAGAGGGUCUAAGAUGCUAUGGUAAUAAAAUCAUGCCCAUCAAACCUGUGGUGAAGACCCUCCCCCCACUCCUGGAGCACAAGGACAAGGCUGUGCGAGAGGAGGCCAAACAGCUGAGUCUGGAGAUCUACAGAUGGAUCGGUCCGGCCUUUACCACUGCUCUGCAGGGGGUCAAACCUGUAGUGAUGAAGGAGCUGGAGGAGGAGUGGGAGAAGCUGCCUAAGAAGCCUGCUCGCCAGACUAGGUUCCUGCGCUCCCAACAGGACCUCAAGGCCAAGAUGGAGGCUGAGGAAAAUGGGGAGGAGGAGGAAGAUGAAGGUGAUGAUGAUGAUAACCAGGCACAAGCUGAGAUCGACCCGUAUGAACUGUUAGAUCCAGUAGAAAUCCUGUCCAAGAUUCCUAAGGACUUCCAGGAGAGUAUGGAGAGCAAGAAGUGGCAGAUCCGUAAGGAAGCUCUGGAUGCCCUCCAUAAGCUGACAUCCAACCCAAAACUAGAGGCUGGGGACUACGGAGACAUUGUCAGGAUUCUCAUUAAGACUGUAGGUAAAGACUCCAACGUGAUGCUGGUGACCGUAGCUGGAAACUGCAUGACGGGACUUGCCAACGGUCUGCGCAAGAAGUUCUCCCCCUACGCCGUGCAGUGUGUCAAGGUCAUCCUGGAGAAGUUCAAGGAGAAGAAGGUCAACGUGGUGACGUCCCUGAGAGAAGCCAUCGAUGCUAUCUAUCUGACUACGAAUCUCCAGGCCAUCUCAGAGGAUUACCUGGCGGCACUUGAUAACAAGAACCCGUCCAUCAAGGCAGAGACGGCCCUGUUCCUGACCCGCUGUCUGAAGCGCUGCACCCCGGCUCAGGUCCCCAAGGCCGUCCUCAAACCCAUGUGUGCAAGUCUGGUCUCUAGAACAGGAGACACAGCACCAGAUGUGCGCGAGGCUGCGUUUGAAGCCAUCGGGACUGCCAUGAGAGUUGUGGGGGAGAAACCCAUCGCACCCUUCCUGGCUGAACUGGAUCAGAUCAAGAUGGGGAAGAUCAAAGACUACAGUGAAAAGGCAGAGAUUAUAGGGGGAGGAAAGAAGACAAAACCGAAGGAGAAGGAACCUGCCGCAGCUAAAGAACCCCCCAAGAAGUCUGGAGGACCCCCAAGUGCCUGGAGAAAGGGGUCAUCCAGUGGGCCACCAAAGGCUUCGGCUUCCCAGAGACCUUCUACAGCUCCAGCCAAGGCCAAGGGCGGGGCUGGCAAGGCAAAGGGGAAGAAAGGAGCGGCGUCUUCUGUGUCCGACAAACCUGAGUUCCAGGAGACUGCACUGUCUGAUGAGGAGGUAGCAGAGAAAGCUGCUGAGCUGUUCUCUGCAGAGACUCUCAAGCAACUGGACAGUGCUAACUGGAAGGAGAGGCUGGCUGGGAUGGAAGACUUCUCACAGGCUGUGAAGACCAUGGAGCCAAAGACACUUCCCUGUCAGGUCAUCAUCAAAACUGUGGCCAAGAAGGGAUGGAAGGAGAACAACUUCCAGGUGCUGAUUGCCAAGUUCCAGCUGGUUAAGUACGUUGCGGAGAACGGGAAGAUUUCUCAGGGCGUGGCUAAGGUGUGUCUGACAGGGCUGACGGAGAAGGUGGGAGACAUCAAGGGCGGGGCAGUCGCCAAGGAGGCACUGACAGCACUCGCCGAGGCCACCACAUUGGACUAUGUCAGCCAGGGGGGAGUAGAGUUGGCCUUCAAGCAGAAGAACCCAAAGAACCAGGCUGAGAUCCUCAACUGGCUGAAUGAGGCUAUAAAAGAGUUUGGUCUAAAGGUUUCUGUGAAGCCAUUUAUCCAACAUAUGAAGACUGCCCUAGCUGCAACUAAUCCAGCCAUUCGCACGGCAGGCAUCAACCUGAUCGGUGUGUUGUCCAUGUACAUGGGCGCACAGCUCCGCGUCUUCUUCGAGGACGAGAAGCCCGCUCUUCUACAGCAGAUUGACGCUGAGAUAGAAAAGAUGUCUGGAGAGAAGCCCCCUGCCCCCACCAGGGGGGUGCGGAAGCGGUCAGAGGGGGAAGAGGGUGGAGAAGAAGAGGGGGAGGAGGAGGAGGAUCAGGCUGCUGCCAUCAACAUAGAGGACCUGGUACCCAGGACAGAUGUCAGUGAACGGAUGAGACCAGAACUCAUGAACGAGCUUGGAGACAAGAACUGGAAGGUUAGAAAAGAAGCUCUGGAAAAGGUAUCUGCCAUUUUGGAGGAAGCCAAGUUCAUCACCCCUAGCCUUGGAGACCUGCCUAGUGCACUAAAGGCCAGGCUUGGAGAUUCCAACAAAAUACUGGUCAUGAACACCUUGACUAUCUGCACAACUAUCGCCACGGCGAUGGGACCAAACAUUCGGCAGCACGUCAGUGUCAUUGGCCCUGGUAUCCUACAGACGUUGGGAGAUAGCAAGGAACAUGUGCGCCAGGCAGGACUGGCGGCGCUGAACGCCGUUGUGGAGCAGACUGGCGUCACACCGUUCAUGGAGAACGAGAUGAUGUCAGACGCACUCCGCUCAACCUCACCCAUGCUCAAGAUCGAGUUGUUUGGUUGGCUGGCAGAAAAACUGAUGACAGUGAAGACCUGCCCUCCUGACCUGGUCAACUGUCUGCCCAUGUUGUACGCCUCGCUGGAGGACCGCAACGCCGACGUACGCAAGAACGCCCAGGGUGCCGUGGUGCCCUUCAUGUAUCACCUCGGUUACGAGAAGAUGAACCGUGCCGUCGGGAAACUCGCUGCUUCCUCCAAGACUAAUGUGUCUGCUAUCCUGGAGAAGGCUCGAGCAGAAGUCCCCGCCAAGCCCAGUAAGAAGGGGAAGGGGAAAGCCAGCUCUCCUCCGUCAGACGAGGGUAGCGGAGGCAGCGCCGAGACACGCAGACCUAAAACUGCUCCUGCCAAGUCUAAGAGGGAGGAGGAUUCUGGGAGUGCUAAGGAGGUGAAGCAGGCCGAGCCUGCUGCUAAGUCUGGCCGCCCCAAGUCUGGCAUUGCUAAAGCAAAUGCUAACAAGGGUGGUAUGGCAGGGUCUAAGAAGAAGGGCAGUAACCAGAGCCUGGCUGAUGAGGACACAGGACCACCUCUCAUCCUCAACAACGAGAAGAAACAGCGGAUCAAGGAUGAGAAAACUCUCAAGGUGCUGAAGUGGAAUUUCAGCAGCCCGGAGUCGGACCACAUUGAGCAGCUGCAGAAACAGCUGACCACCUGCGUCAGUAAGACCAUCUACACUCAGUUCUUCCACUCCGACUUCAAGCGCCACCUGGCAGCCAUGGACACUCUGAUUGCGGCUGUGAAGGACCAGAAAGAGGAGACGGUAGCCCAGCUGGACCUGCUGCUGAAGUGGAUUACCCUGCGCUUCUUUGACACCAACACGACUGUGAACAUGAAGGCGCUGGAGUACCUCACCAUCCUGUUUAACACCCUGGCAGAGGACGAGUACAGGCUGCUGGACAUUGAGGCCAACUCCUUCUUACCCUACCUGGUCAUCAAGGUUGGAGAUUCCAAAGACGUGAUUCGGCGUGACGUCCGUGCUAUCCUGAAGAUCAUCACCAAGGUGUACCCUGCCAGCAAGAUCUUCCCCUUCCUUAUGGACGGGGUGCGCUCCAAGAACGCCAAGCAGAGAGCUGAAUGUAUAGAGGAGCUGGGCUGUCUGAUUGAGGGUUAUGGGCUGAACGUGUGCCAGCCCACCUCGGCAAAGGCACUGAAGGAGAUAGCCACACAGAUCGGAGACAGGGACAACGGUGUACGCAACGCCACGCUCAACACACUGGUGCAGGCCUAUGCUAUCUGUGGAGAGCAACUCUUCAAAUUUGUCGGCAAGCUGACAGAAAAGGACCAGUCUAUGUUGGAGGAGAGAAUCAAGCGGUCAGGAGUCCUUGCUAAACAGGCGGCAGGCAACAGACCAACCACGGCGCCGCCCAAAAUCUCCCCAGGAGGGAUGGAGGAUGGGCAAGGGGACGUCAAACCUGGCAGUAAAGAGGAAAAGGCAAUAAGUCAGCUGAAGCAGCUCCAUCGACAGGCCCAGCAGGGCCGCCCGCAGACGGCGCAGUACAAGCGGGAGUUCACGCUGGACCUGGACACCAUCGAGGGGGAGGAGGUGACGGUGUCGGAGCCCGUGCUGGUGGACACGGAGAACACGGUCCGCGAGCUGCUGGAGGACCCCGUCAACCUGCCGGAGACCAGGAUGCGCCCGCCGUCACCGUCCAUGGCCCUGCUGGGGAACACCACCAGCUCAUCCUCCGCUGUGGACUACGUCAUCUCACAGGUGGCCAGUAGCGAGGUGCUGACCAGUGUGCAGGCGCUGGCACAGCUGGACGCCGUGAUCCAGGACGAGGAGAAAUACGAGGCCAUCACGGAUCACGUGGAUCAGCUCCUGAUCGCCACCCUCCUGCAGCUGCGUAUGGCCAUGAGUAAACACAGCGACAACUACGACUCUCCCGAGGCACAGGACAUCAUUAAGACUUACAGAUGUGUGCUGGCCACUCUUAUAGCUCUGUUCCAGACACUGGCGCUGGCCAGCCAGGCGUCCAAGGACGUUCUGCGGGACCUGUUCAGCGUGCUGAUCACCCUGCUGCUGGACGAACACCUGCCGCACUACGGGGACGGUCCACAGGUCAUCCGCUCUGUCAACGUCCUGGUCGUCAAGGUCAUUGAGAAGUCAGACCUCACCAACUGUCUCGGAGCACUGAUCAAGUUACUCCAUGGCUGUGUGGCCAGUGAGACCAGCGCACCCAAGUUCACAGACCUCACCAUGAAGUGCAUCUGGAAGACAACAAAGAUGUUUCCCUCUGUGAUGUCAGACAUGGAUAUCAACAUGGACAAGGUGCUGCUGGACCUGCACAACUUCAUGAAGGCCUUCCCCACGGCCACCUGGAAGGACCGGCCCUCUGACAUGCCGCUACGCACCAUCAAAACUGUCCUGCACCUGCUCGCUAUGAUCAAGCGCGAAAAGAUCUUCAGUCACAUGACGCUGAUUGACAACCCCCAGGACUCGGAGGUGGAGGGUUACCUGAAGCGGGUCCUCAAGUCCAGUAAAGGGAAAUCCUCCACUGGCCAGAACAAGCCCAAACACAACGAGCAGAUGAAUGGGACAGCAGAGAAGGAGGAGGCGGAGAACAUGCCUGAACAGACUUCGAAGCCAACUCCUCGUAAAAUGAAUCCGAGAACCAACGACAUGUUAGCAGAGAUCUUCAAGAAGAUUGGGAACAAGGAGAACACGAAAGAGGGGCUUGCUGACUUGUACGACUUCAAGAAGAAGCACCCCGAGGCAGACAUCACCCCCUUCAUGCAGCGGACCUCCCAGUUCUUCCAGAACUACAUCGAGCGUGGUCUGAAGAACAUCGAGCUGGAGCGGGAGGGGAAGAUCCAACCUGGUACUGCUGUCUCUCACACUGAGAAUCAGUUCCAACAAGGAGACAAUCUUCCCCUUGCAGAGUCCUCCGGUAGUCAUGACAACCGUGUCUCCAUGGAGACCGACCUGGCCACGUCCAAGGUCAUCCAGGAGACCAUGUCGUCUGCCACCAGCUACCGGGAGAGACUCAAGAUCCUACGCCAGCGCUGUGGGCUCGAGAACUCAGCGGGUGAUGGCCCCCUACCCCAUGCUCCCCCUGUUUCCAGUCAACACGUGGACAGAUCCAAGACUGCUAAAGACUACCCCGACGUCGUCCCCUCCCCCUCAGAAUCCCAGCUGGACCUCCCCCCGUCCAUCCUGUCAGGACCCCCCCUGGACGUCCCCCAGCCGGCCAGCAUAUCUGCAAACGUCGACGACCUGAAACGGCGACUGGAGAGAAUAAAGAAGUCACAAUCUCAUAACACUUAAAACUGUUACAGUAGUAGUCUUACACCUCCCAGAAAAAUACACAUGAACACUGACUAGGUUUCUGAUAAGGGUCACAAGUAGAAUAUAAUGAUAGGUAGUUCUAUGUUGAAAAGUGUACGUGUGCCAAGUGCAAAGAUACCUCGGUUUGCUUAUGUAUAAAAUAACAGCUCUGAUCUUCUUGUUUAUAGCUCUAGUGCGAUUGAUUAAAGAUUUCACUGUUUGUAUUAAUUUUGUAGCUCAUUUGCAAACAGAAGAUAAAUACUUAUGAAUGAAAAGGACAUAGAAGGAGCUUUACCAGUGACUAUAAUUACUUAGAACAACUGAUAGGGACAGAGGUUGUAUUAAUUUAAUGUGCUGACUUUUCAAACUAUGUAGAAGUCCAUAAUGUGUAAAUCUACAGGAUACCUGCAAUGGCAAACUUGUUUUACCUGCAAACGUAGUAACUAAUUAUGAUAUGACCAAGUGGAAAUAAUGCUCUGCUAGCUGGUCGUUAAUGCAAUGGGCAGCAGCACGAAAAUUUGUAGGGCAAACUAUGCAGUUAAAAGUGGUAUAACAAAUUUACGUGCAUUUGCUUGUGUGUAUGUGUGAAAGCCUGCCUGCAAUCUCUGUAAAUCUACAUGUUGUUUUCUAUGAAAACACACCAGUCAUUUCAUGUUCAGAUAGCAAAAAUGAUUGUCUUCCUUGAUUUUUUGUUUUCCUUCGCGAGACUUCCAUUGCCCAAAUAGGCCAGUAUUUGUCAUGUUUGUUUAUUACAUUUGUUAAAAUUGAAAGAUGUAUGCAAACACAUAUGGUGCUUUAUUUUGGUAAUUUGUGUGUGUGUGUAAAAAAAGUUACAUCCUAUCUUGUGGUCAGCCAUACUAAAUUGGUGCAUAGACUUACACUGAUGAUUUUUUUUUCCUCUUUGAUGUUUAUAAAUUAACAUUCAUAGAUAAACAGAUUAUGCAUUUACCUCUGUUGUAUCAUAUCUUGAUUCUGUCACUCUACCAUUUGUUUUAUAUGUCCAACUCUGUCCUUUCCUCAAGUUUAUGUGUAAGUACCUACUCUCAUACGUGACUAUGUAUUCAAAUAUACUACUUUUGUAUGUUGAGCAACUCUCUCAUCUAUGGUGCACGAUUACAUUUUGUAUGUUAUCAGCUGACGUUUUAAACUUACAUCUGUCCUGAAAUGUGCAUCUGUGUAAUAAAGAUUAUUUCAUUUGAAAA
Molecule: messenger RNA, 7604 nt
Organism: Branchiostoma belcheri (Belcher's lancelet)
Lineage: Eukaryota; Metazoa; Chordata; Leptocardii; Amphioxiformes; Branchiostomatidae
Product: cytoskeleton-associated protein 5-like
Exons: 45
Coding region: 154-6402 (2082 amino acids)
Biological process (GO): establishment or maintenance of microtubule cytoskeleton polarity; centrosome duplication; mitotic spindle organization
Cellular component (GO): spindle pole; microtubule plus-end; kinetochore
Molecular function (GO): microtubule plus end polymerase activity; microtubule plus-end binding
Source: RefSeq, a predicted model, not a curated record